Molecule: messenger RNA, 2574 nt
Organism: Symbiodinium necroappetens
Lineage: Eukaryota; Dinophyceae; Suessiales; Symbiodiniaceae
Source: the annotation of a GenBank genome assembly
AUGGCAGAGGCCACCGUGAGAGAGCUCAUCAACUUUGGCUUCUCCGAGGAUCGCGCGCGCGAGGCAGUCGCAAACAUUGGGGACGUCUCAGAUGUACAGCUGGCCAUCAACUGGUUGUUGGAUCAUGGAGAAGAGGACAAGGGCGGCGCUGUGGAAUUCAAGCAUUGUCCUCACAUCUGCGAGUUGCCACUGGGCACUAUUGUGAAGAAGGCAGCUCUCGAGUUCGGCAACCCCUGCGCCAAGGGAUGCAAAGGCUCCGAGAACUGGGUGUGCCUGAUGUGCGGAGUCACCCACUGCGGGCGCUAUGUGAACAAGCAUGCCCUGCAUCACUGGCAAGAGACGCGUGAGGCUGAUUCACGAGCUCUCACCGUAGGAGAGGCAGCAGCCGGAGUCUGUCGCCGAGGUCAUUUCCUGGCGAUGGGCUUGAUGGAUCUCAGUGUGUGGUGCUAUGAAUGUGAGUCUUACGUUGACCACGAGGUGCUUGGCCCACUGGUCGCCCGAAUGCAACGGCUGAAAUUCGGUGGCGCAGACGAGGAGGAGCCAGAGCCCGAGGUUGGCAGCAUCUUGGAUGCGGACCCGCAGUCAGCGCACGGCUUCUUGGGCGAUCCCAACUGGCCCUUGCCGCGACUGGCAAGUGCUUGCAACGAGGAAGCCCGACCUGGAUACAAGACCAUGAAGGCGCACGAGUAUCUGGAUGAACCCGCAGUUCUGAAGGCGAAAGUGAAGUUGCUCGCCGACCUCAUUGCGCGAAGCCGAAACUGCGUUGCUUACACGGGCGCUGGCAUCAGGACGGCCUCUGGCAUCAAAGACUAUGCAACGAAGGCAAGCUCCUCGUCCUCAUCUUCCUCGGCGAAGUCGCCAUGGCUGGCGGAACCGAGCUACGCUCACCAUGUCCUCGUCGCGCUUUGGAAGAGUGGAAACUUGAAACACUGGGUGCAGCAGAAUCAUGAUGGCCUGCCUCAGAAAGCAGGAUUCCCGCAGAAGGACAUCAACGAGAUCCACGGUGCUUGGUGGGACCCUUCCAAUCCAGUCGUCCCAAUGGACGGGACUCUCCGUUCCGAUCUGAUUCAGUGGAUGCUGGAAUGGGAGAGUCGUGUGGACCUGUGUUUGGCACUUGGGACUUCCAUGGUCGGAAUGAAUGCAGAUCGCAUGGCUGUGUCCCCGGCCAAGCGGGCCCAGCGCUUGCACCGAGACGAGGCACUGGGAACUUUGAUCGUGGCACUGCAGCAGACACAGUACGACAAGAUCUCGUCUUUGCGAAUAUUUGCUCGGCUUGACGAUGUUCUCAACGAGCUGGCUUCGUUGCUAAACCUCGACGUGGCUUCCGCGCCGGUGUUGUCGCAGAGACGUCAGGAGGCAAUCAUUCCGUACGGCCGGGAUGGUCGAAAGUCCACCACAGCCCAGCUGCAUCUGGACCUGCGGGUGGGAAGCAAGCUACGGGUGGUUGACCAGCCCGACUGGGACCAAGCGAAGUAUGGUGAGCUGUGCCAAGUCAUGGAAGCUCCCGAGGAGCUGGCCAAACAGGGGCAUGUGCAGCUGCUCUUUCCUGGCGACGGCUUGAAGAAGUCGGUCACACGUUUCCUCGGUGGUUGGUGGAUCGAGGCUGCCAUCAAAGGAGAGCUGGACAAGAUUCCAGAGGCCACGCAGCAAAGCGCAAUGCCCCCAUGGCUAGCCGCAGCGAAUGCCCUUGGAGCGGCUGGGCUGGAAACUUCGAGGGAGAAAGAUGUGUCUUUCGAGGAUGCCUCUGCACCACCUCCCUGGCUGCAGGCAGCUGUGGAACAAGGCUUGGGUGAGAGAGUUGAGGCCUCCGGUAGUGUACUCUUUCCUCAUUUGUCUAUGGGCGUCCGCGCCAGCCGUGCAUUCCUUCAGCGCGAGAAGUCUGACGCACAUCACGCACCAGAAACAUGGGGAGGUUUGUCAGACGCUCUGCAGUCUGCGGGGGAGGCGAUCUCCUCUGCAGCUCAGGAUGUAGUCGGCUCUGUCACCGACUCAGCGGCUAAGGCCCUGCUAGGUGAUCGAGCCGUGGACAAGUUCGAACUUCCGCCUCCCUCCAUCCGGCAGAUCAACAUUCAGGUAGUUACGUGCGUCGGGGUGCUGCUGGCAGUCCUCGGCAUGGGUUACGCAGCAGAUGUGCUGUUCCCAGUGAAGAAGGUGCUCACACGGCCGUCCUAUACUUGUCUGGCGAUGCUGUUGGGCAGCUAUGCCAUCCUUAUUCCAGGCUUGGUCUCAAACCUCUUCGAGUUCCUGCUGGGUGUGCAAAUGCUGGGCAUCAAUGUCUUGCUGACGGAGGUGGACGGGGAACCGGGCCCGAUCGCCGAAUCCACCUUCGGUUUGGUGCAUUUGCUGUGCAAAACCGGCGGCUACGUGGGCGCGAUUCUGGUGGUCAUUUACGCUAUGGUCAUUCCUUCCGUCAAGCUCAUCGCUCUGAUUGUGGCAGAGAUUUGGCGUGACAGUGAGGACCCACGACAAGUACAAAAAUCCAAGCGCUUUAUUCAGGUCGUGCAGUUCAUCAGCAAAUGGGCUUGCCCAGACAUGUUCGCAUACAUCCUCCUGCUGCUGCCCGUCUUGAACUAA